Molecule: messenger RNA, 3270 nt
Organism: Chelonia mydas (Green sea turtle)
Lineage: Eukaryota; Metazoa; Chordata; Testudines; Cheloniidae
Product: serine/threonine-protein phosphatase PP1-alpha catalytic subunit
Exons: 7
Coding region: 135-1127 (330 amino acids)
Cellular component (GO): cytoplasm; nucleus
Molecular function (GO): protein serine/threonine phosphatase activity
Source: RefSeq, a predicted model, not a curated record
GGCGGAGAAGGGACGCGGCAGGGGCGGGCAUUUGCGGGAACAGGAGGGGCGGGGUGAGGGCGGUGCCGGUGCCGGUGCCGGGCAAAGGUGAAGUCGGCGCCUAUGAGUCCAGGUCCCCCCCCCGCAGAGCUGCCAUGUCGGAGGGCGAGAAACUCAACUUGGACUCUAUCAUCCUGCGGCUGCUGGAAGUGCAAGGCUCCCAGCCCAGCAAGAACGUGUGUUUGUUGGAGCAUGAGAUCCGGUACCUCUGCCACAAGUCGCGGGAGAUCUUCCUGAGCCAGCCCAUCCUGCUGGAGCUGGAGGCCCCGCUGAAGAUCUGCGGCGACAUCCAUGGGCAGUUCUACGACCUGCUGCGGCUCUUCGAGUGCGGGGGCUUCCCGCCUGAGAGCAACUACCUCUUCCUGGGCGACUACGUGGACCGGGGCAAGCAGUCGCUGGAGACCAUCUGCCUGCUGCUGGCCUACAAGGUCAAGUACCCCGAGAACUUCUUCCUGCUGCGUGGCAACCACGAGUGCCCCAGCAUCAACCGCAUCUACGGCUUCUACGAUGAGUGCAAGAGGCACCACAACAUCAAGCUGUGGAAGACGUUCACCGACUGCUUCAACUGCCUGCCCAUCGCCGCGAUUGUGGACGAGAAAAUCUUCUGCUGCCAUGGAGGGCUCUCGCCAGACCUGCAGUCGAUGGAGCAGAUCCGCAGAAUCAUGCGCCCCACAGGCGUGCCGGAUCAGGGCCUGCUGUGCGACCUCCUCUGGUCGGACCCCGACAAGGACGUCCAGGGCUGGGGCGAGAACGAUCGUGGCGUCUCCUUCACCUUUGGCCCUGACGUGGUCACCAAGUUCCUGCACAAACACAACCUGGACUUUAUCUGUCGGGCACACCAGGUGGUGGAGGAUGGUUACGAGUUCUUUGCCAAGCGCCAGCUGGUGACGCUCUUCUCAGCCCCCAACUACUGCGGCGAGUUUGACAACGCGGGCGCCAUGAUGAGUGUGGACGAGACGCUGAUGUGCUCCUUCCAGAUCCUGAAACCGGCUGACAAGACCAAGGGCAAGUACGGGCAGUUCAGCGGCCUGAACCCCGGCAGACGCCCUGUCACACCCCCGCACAACUCGGCCAAGGCCAAGAAGUAACUGGCUGCUCCCCCUGCCCUGCCCCAUGGACAGGGGGUGCCCCCCUCACUGCCCUGCCCCCGGCUUUUUGGCUCUGCGGUCCGGUGCUCACCCGCCCUGCCUGCCUGGGACAGAGCUGAAUUGUUACUUUUAAACUCCUGGAGUUUGAGACCAAAAAUCCUGCUCCGGGGCGAGGGGGCCAGGGAGGGCUCUUGAUUUUGGGAGCGUGAAUUUAAUCUUUUUGGAUCAAGUCUGUUUUGCCAGUUGAGCCCCCACGCGCCCCCCCCCCCCAUGCCCCAUGCUGAGAGGAUUCCUUCUCGAAUAAAUAUUUACCAGAAAUUCUUACCCGUGGCAGGGAGAAGGGGCUGGGGGGCUGUGCAGGGAAUACCCCGUCCUGCCCCAUGAUCAGGCUCUAAUGCCCCUGGGAGUGGAGCGUGGAAUCUCCCCUCCACCCCCACGGCCAAUGCCAUGGGGGGUUCCUGCCUGACCUGUGAGUGGGGGCCUCGCCCUGGGUGGUGCCUUCCGGGCCCCAGCACCUCCUGACAUGCCCCCGGGGCGGAGUGCUGACGUGCAGCCACUUCUGGGGAGAGCCAUGCUGCCCCUCACUGCGGGUCGGGGGGUGUUACAGUGGGGCCAUGAACUCCGCUGGGAUCUACCUUGCUGGUGCGAGGGAGGAGAGCAGGGGGCCACAGCCCCUGCAGGGACCUUGAUGGCGCCAGGACCCAAGAGGUCCCUGCCCGGAAGCGGGUGUUGAGGGUGUCAGAGGACGCUGAGCCCAGAUUGGCAAAGUGGGGGUCGCUGUCGCAGAGGAUCUCGGGGUAUCACAGCCAUUACAAUGGGGCAGGGGGUGUUGCAUUGCUGGGGGGGCGGGGCGAAGCAUGGGCCUGCUCUUCCUGUCUCCCAUGUGGGCUGACACGAGCCAGGAGUGGGACCCAGCCUCCCGCUCUGCCUAGCAGGGCGGCCUGGGGACAGCCGGUUACUGGGCCCCAGGGCUGGGUGGGAUCGUGCUCCGGGGGCAGUCAGAGAGUUACCGUGGGCCCCAGCUGCUCAGCUCCGUAGCCAGCCCCCUCUCGGCCGGCAGCAGGGCUCUGCCAGCUUCCAGCAAUUCGCCCUGAGCGAGGACAGUCCCUGCAGGGCAAGCUGGGGGAGACAGAUACACCCCCAGCCCCCGCCGCAAUCCCACCAGCCCUGCAAGAAGGACCUAGGCUAGCUUGGCUACUGUAAGAGGAACUUGGGGGACGGACUAGCCUGCCUCCCACUCCUGGCCCAGCCUCUGCAAGGUGCAGGAGGGAAAGGAUCCUGGGGGUGUUCCUCUGCCUGGGAGAAGGGGGAGCUGAGCCUCUCCUCCAGCAGCAGCUGUGCCGGCAGCAGCCUGUUUUAUUACACAACGCCGUCCAGAACCGCGAACCGCGCCAUCCCCGCACCGCCAGCCAGCGGCGACCCGACGUCCUCAUCGCCCACGAGGCCCAGAAAAAGAUCACCCUCGUCGACGUCCCGGCCUCCUGUGAGAACAGGACCCCGGCCUUCCGCGAGGCCCCAGCGCGUAAGCUGGAAAAGUAGGGCCCCCCGGCCGGCCCCCUGAGAGCGAAGGGCUACGAGGGGCAGAUGGACGCCCUGAUCGUCGGAGCCCCGGGCGCCUGGGACCCCUGCGACGAGCGUGUGCUGCGGGCCUGCGGGAUCGGUCGAUGCUACGCACGGCUCAUGCGGCCCCUCAUGGUCUCGGACACCAGCCGCUGGUCCAGGGCCAUGUACACCGAACACGACACCGGCCACCGACAGGACCAGGAGGGGUGAGCCGGAGCGACAGUGAGAAAGGGACCGAGAGACUUUUUCCUUUGGACCAUGUGGGCGGAAACCAUAAGCUCACUGAACGUUAACUCUCCCCAAAUGGGGUCAAUCCAUCCUCAUCCUCGUAUCCGCUCAUCAUGCUCCACGCCGGAAGGUAGCCAUUCUAGGAACACCAUAGCCCAUAUCUCACCGCCUGUGCCUUGCCCCGUCAACCUUGUACCCCCGCUCAGGGAUACUGCAGAUUACGUAUUCCUUCCGCCACCCACUGCGAACUUCGCACCCCUUGAUAAUCUGUACCUCGCUCCCUGAUAACCAGGAAGGCCGACGCUUUCGCUCUGUUCCUUUUUUAAACAUCUUAAACAAAGCUUUAUUUCCA